This is a messenger RNA of Verruconis gallopava, 1971 nucleotides long. RefSeq lists its product as uncharacterized. Bases 1 to 1971 code for a protein of 656 amino acids. Lineage: Eukaryota; Fungi; Ascomycota; Dothideomycetes; Venturiales; Sympoventuriaceae. The transcript has a single exon. The record is from RefSeq and is a predicted model, not a curated record.
AUGGAAGAUUCCACUAAUGAUAGUGUGUUUGAACAUAUCUGGGCAGGAGUUGACAUCAAGAAGCUCACUUGCUGCGAGUGCAAAAGGUCUAUCGAUCCUCAGGCAGUUCUGGCUAGAACGUUCACACUUGAAAGCCAACUCAAAUUUCAACUAAAAAAACAGCCAUGGAGCGACAGAAUAGUGGUAUCUUCACUCUCAGAUGCGAUCAUAGUAUAUCAUCGCCAUCUCAAUUGUUUGCUAAGGUUUGAGAAAUACGCUGCCGUAUCUCACGUGUGGCAUUCUGGUGUAGCGAGCUUGCAGUAUUCAAGAAAUACAGUUGGACCGAAAGCAAAAGAGCUAGCGAGGGUCGUCCUCGAACGACCGGUACAAAUAUAUCGCGGCAUUCAGAACGGCAAUUUAGAAGUUGUAGGCGACGAUUUCGAGCUUUGGCAUGAUUAUAUCAGCAUCCCUCAGUGGCAACAAGAUAUCAAGAUGAAUGUGAUUCAAUCCAUCGCAGACAUAUACAGCAACGCGGCUUUUGUGCUGAUUGACUUUCAUGACGUUGAAGCCUCGGCCGUCCAGGCUAUGCGUUUCGGAAAGACGGUAAGGGAACGAGCAUGCGGCAUCAGCGAUAUAUGUAAUGCCAAGUACUGGAGUCGUAUGUGGACGGCGAUGGAGUUCUCAAAGAGCAAGCGACUGGUGCCUAUGCUCAAAGAUUUUGUCCUUCUACAACCUAAUCCUCAACAUGAAACAGUCAUGCACGAGCUAGAUGCUACGUGGGCGGAGCUUGGCGAUGGCAAGAUGCUGGAAGUGAUGAUUGGGAUAGGGAACAAUCUGUGUCCAUGGCAAGUAGGAGGUCUCACUCUAGCAAGGGACUUGAAUCUUUGUGGAGAAGCUACGGCGUUUGCGAAUGCGUAUGAUUUCCUAUCUCGACGAGGCGUCACAAACUCUAGAGACUUCUUUUAUGCAUUUCUUGCUAUACUGAAGAGUCCCAUAGCGGAACAUGAGCUUCCUGACGACGAUCAUCAGGCUUUGCUACAGAUAGCACGAGAUUGCAUUCGUCGUGGGGAUUACAGUCCUUUACUUAUGGCUCCACAAGAUGUUUACCCAAGACCAAAUGAGGCGGCGAUAAGAAGUUGGGGCUACGUUGAUUUGCGUUACUUUUCUUUGGGCGAACAGCAAAUUCCAGCUACGUACAAGGACGUGGAUUUCCAAAAUCUGAACCCGAUUAUCAAGGCAGAACAUGUUGGAGCAGUUACGGGUAUUUCUGGCGCAGCUUGGGGAUGGGAAGACAACAUGGGAUAUCUUGCACAUAUCUUCGAGUGGACAUACAGGUGCCAUGGACAAGAUAUCGAGAAGUUCGUUCAUACGGUGGGAGAAAGGAUGUUCGGCCAGCCAUUUGACCAGAUCAUGCAGAGACUUUCGCAGGAUAGCCGUUUACACAUUCUGGAAGACUAUCUCCGUGAUCUCUCUGGAAAAAAUAAAGAACCCUCUGUUAACUGGAAACAAAGAGCGAGGGAGCUUGGUGAUGCCCUAGGUCUCUCAAAUUCAUCACUCAAGAGUACGGUAGGAAACCCGAGGUCACCUAUUGAUUGGAUGCUCGGUCAUGGCUAUACCAUACACUUAGGUGAAGCUCUCACAAUGAGGAUCGUCGACAUCACUUGUCCCGCCUGUCACGUUACCUUUCUGCUUCGAGUAGCUCUUUAUAGUCGGGAUACGGCGACCAUUACGGGAGCGCACGCAUUUCGCGUUCCUGGUCUGAAAUUCGCAAAUACCUUGGCCGGCGGGGUCGGUCUUUUGAUCAAAGAUGGCCGUUCGGUUGGGCGGUUCCUUUGGGGAACACCAACAUGUGAAUGCGAAAAGCUUCGAAAAGUGGAGAUCAAGUUGGACAGUUUGCCUUUACCAGAGCAAAACACCUUGGAUUAUGGCGUUGAUAAGACGAGGACAUCAUACUAUCUCGUUGGUCGUGGAGAGAGGGUAGACCUUUGCUAA